This is a messenger RNA of Castor canadensis (American beaver), 1460 nucleotides long. It is a transcript of the gene Klrb1, whose product is annotated as killer cell lectin like receptor B1. Gene Ontology annotation, molecular function: signaling receptor activity. Gene Ontology annotation, cellular component: cell surface; plasma membrane. Gene Ontology annotation, biological process: regulation of natural killer cell mediated cytotoxicity. The record is from RefSeq and is a predicted model, not a curated record. NCBI's taxonomy places the organism in Eukaryota, Metazoa, Chordata, Mammalia, Rodentia, Castoridae.
UCUCUUCUGCAAUGGACACACCAGUGAUAUAUGCUGAUUUAAACCUGUCCAGGACCUCAAGGCUUGAAAAUUCAUCACGCUCAUUUCCUCCUCAAGAUAUCUGUCAGGGCCCAUCUUGCCAUCAGUUGGCACUGAAACUUGGCUGUGCUGUGAUACUUCUUCUGGUCUUGAGUGUGAUUGGGUUGAGUGUUUCAGUGGUAGUCUUAAUACAAAAAUCAUCAAUAGAAAAAUGCAUUGUGGAUAUUCAAGAAAACAGGACUGAAACAACAGAGAGAUCACCUCUGGUAGAGUGUCCCCCAGAUUGGCAUAGUCUCCACAAUAAAUGUUUAGGAGUUUUUCAUUCCACUUCCAAAUCUUGGAAUGACAGCAGAAGUGACUGCUCUGAGAAAGAAUCCAGUUUGCUGCUCAUUCAAGACCAGGAAGAACUGGUUUCAUUGUGGGGACUCAUACAGGGCUUACAAAAGAAUGACAUACAUCUAUUUUGGAUUGGACUACAUUAUACAUUACCAGAGGAGAACUGGAAGUGGAUAAAUGGCUCUGUUUUUAAUUCUGAUAUAUUAAAAAUUACUGGUACUCCUGAAGAAAACAAAUGUGUUGUCAUCUCAAAGCAAAAGAUGGUUUCUGAGACUUGUGAUGGAGAAAAUAAAUGGAUCUGCCAAAAGGAACUAAAGCCUGUCAAAUGAAAAUGUCACCUGACUCUUGACUGUGAAUCCUACUGCAUUUUCUUUACCUUCCACUAUGGCUCUCUGACCCUUCAGUUGUGUACAAUGUUCUUACUGCUCAGUGUACAUUAGUGCACAAAGUACACAGACGAUGGUAAUUCUAACACUGUGUGAAUCUUGCAGAAGACAAUGUCCAAUCUCUUUAUUCUAUAAGUUAAGAAACAGACAUCAGUGUGAGAUAGGAAAAGGUAGAGAGGCCAAGGAGAAAAACAAAUAAUAUGUGUCAAUAAAGCUUCUUACAUUGUGUUGUAUUCAUUCCUGCUCAUAUAGCUCUGACCUCACAGAGAGACCAUACAGGGAACUUUAAACUCUGUGUUCCUAUACUGUACCCUCACAAAAAUCCCCAUAGCAAAUUGUGUACAUCCCUAAGUGGUACUGAACCUUAAAGGAAAACAUAUUUUGAUGUCUCAUGGACCACAUAAUGUCAUUAACUAACACCAAAUGUGCUUCUGUAGCGUGACAGUGAAUAAUUACAUGCCCUCUAGGUUGGUCCUGUCACUGAUUGAAGUCACACAGGAUAAGAGCAGGAACCAUCAGGAAAGAUCAUGAGUACAGCUAAAAAAAAAGUGAUUGAUUCACCAAGUGGUCAGCACAAAGUAGUUGAUUAGCCUAAUGAACCAUUCAAAGAAAUUCAGUAUGGACCAGAAUCUCAAGAAUAUAGCGCAAACCUUACUGUGGUAGAAUAGUGCGUAUCUUUCAAGCCCACACUCUACCCCUUUGAGUGUGUGCUUUUUUAAA